This is a messenger RNA of Hermetia illucens (black soldier fly), 2096 nucleotides long. Its product is annotated as protein PTCD3 homolog, mitochondrial. NCBI's taxonomy places the organism in Eukaryota, Metazoa, Arthropoda, Insecta, Diptera, Stratiomyidae. Bases 87 to 2036 code for a protein of 649 amino acids. Gene Ontology annotation, cellular component: mitochondrion. The transcript is spliced from 2 exons. The record is from RefSeq and is a predicted model, not a curated record. Gene Ontology annotation, molecular function: ribosomal small subunit binding; protein binding; rRNA binding. Gene Ontology annotation, biological process: mitochondrial translation.
CUCACACUCUCCGUCAAAACAAAUCUUGGGAACAGAGUGUGACAGUUGGGGUUAAGUUCGCCUGGGAUCUUUUAUUUUGAGUGAAAAUGUUAGUUUCCCGGAUCUUUCCUUUAAGGACGAUACGUGCACAAUAUUCAGUUGCACUUGUUCGAAAUAAUUCAACUCAAACCGAUCCAGAACACAUUUCCAUUCCAAAGAGGAUUCAUCGAAGCCCCACUGACAUCCUGAACGCCCUUUCGAAGACCGUGGGCCAGGACCCUACUGCCGCGCAUUAUAAAUACCAUGACGACCCCUAUUUGAUCCCGCAGUCAAAUCUGCAGAAGCGAAUUUACGCUAUGGCACAGGAAUCUGGACGGAAGGCCGCGCGCUGGCUGCGACAGGAGCACCGGGAACUUUUCCAACACUCGGAAGCUGAUCCUCCCAUCAAAGCCUUUUAUCCAAAAAUGGUGUUCACCGAGGAAUCGGAAGUGGACGAAAAGUGCUUGGAAGGACUCAUCUACGAUUCAGAAGUGACGGACGCAACUUUCGUGUACACUUUGAUGCAGACAAAAGGCAUGCCCGUCUCUGAUAGCUUAAAGCAGUCACUCCUCGAGUUGCUCUGCUUCUUCAACCACACGGAGCCCCUUUCGCCCGAAUUGAUAGAAGAGCGCUGGUUUCAGCAGAGCCUGCAAGGCAAGGAGCGCCAGCGCAAGACCUGGAAAGAUGGGGAGCUGGCCGAGCUAUUAUUCACUGAACUUGAGCCUAAAACCUCGCGAACAUAUGCAGCCAUUAUUCGCGGGAUGUGCAAAUACUUCCAAGUAGAGCGAGCCUACGCUCUGUUCCAAGAAGCAUAUGAGAAGCAAAUCGAACUCGACGUCGAGACAUAUAACUCGAUCAUCUCAAUCACGAAUUUCCUGAAAGAAGCCGCUGAGCCCCGCUGGGAACUAUGCCAGGACCUUCUGAACAAAAUGAACGCACAAGGGCUUUGUCCUAAUCUGGGAACGAUGAAUGCUUUAUUGAGCUCGAUCUCGAGUAUUGGAAAUUUCCGGCUGGCGCGGGGUGUAUGUCUACAGGUUCUCGGUGAGUUCAAAGAGCUAGGAGUGGAACCUUCAUUAGCCUCCUGGUAUUAUGUGUUAACUACAUUCUGCCGCGAGCGGGGUCCAGUUUCUCAUGUCCUAGUCGACAUCCUCAACGAAAUUGAAGGCAAAGAGUUCACAAUUCGUGACCCUAAAGACACAUACUUUUUUGUCACGGCUAUGGACGUAUCACGCAAUCACCUUCACGAUAAACACACAGCAAAGCGGAUCGAUAAGUUGCUACACCACGGAAAGAACUACGAUCUAAUCGGGGACUCGUACAAGGAAUCGAUCUAUUACCGUCAUUUGUUCGCCUUGCUAUGCCAUACUGAACCGCUCGAAGAAUUCAUGAAGACCUACGACUUGCUGGUGCCGAACGUUUACACCCCUGAACCAGGAAUCAUGGAAGAGGUCGUGCGAGCGGUUGAGACUAACGGCGCAUUGGAGUAUAUCCCCAGACUGUGGUCUGAUAUGAUUAUCUUCGACCAUACGAGCCGCGAAAGUCUUGUCAAUCUAGUCUUGAAAAUCAUCACGGAAAACAGACCGAGCGCUGACAUCCCAACACAUCAGGACUUGGAGGAACGCUUCAACACGAUAGCUUGGGAUGUUUACACAAAGAUCGACGAACAGUCUGGGGCACGCACGCAGCGAAUGAGCUUUACCGGACAAAUGUUGGGAAACAUUCUUUCCGUGCUGAGUAGAGGAAAGGAGUUUGAGAAGGCGAAGACGGUUUUCAAAAAAUUGGACAAGAGCCAACACCAAAUAGCUGGAACGCCCUCGUAUACGUCAAUGGUGGAAUAUGUCGACCUUUGCGUGGCGGAAAAGUCGCCGACCGAAGCGUUAGACUGUUUAGAGUAUUGCAUUGAAAACGGACUGGACAACGUGGCGUUGGCGCGAAAGAUCAAAGAAGGAUUCACAUUAAGCGAGAUGCAUAUAGCCAAACUAAAAAAUUUAGUUGGGGACGAUAUAUUGAAAGAAUAGGCGACUCGGGUGGUUAGAGUAUUGUAAUUUAGUGUUAAAUAAAGUUUGUUAUUUGAUAAA